AUGCUGCAUACGCCACUGGUGAGCUUCAAACCUGUUGAGGGCGGCGUGAGCCUCCCUGGUUUGCCAUUGCUGGUUGAUCCGGGCGAUUACGAGGGUAUCCAAAUCGCAGGCAGGGAUCUUGCGGAUGACCUCGAGCAGGUUACAGGGCAGAAGCCAAAGAUCCUGAAGCAAAAGCCAGCUGGACAAGAUGAUGAGCCCUUGGAUGGAGUGAUCCUGCUUGGCAGUGUUGAGAGGUCUUCUAUACUCCGCAGCCUUAUCGACGACGGCUGGCUCGACGUACGCCAAAUCGACGGGAAGUGGGAAUCGUGUAUGACAACUACCUUAAGCUUGCCAUGGACGAAGAAGUGUUUUGUUAUUGCGGGGAGUGAUAAGCGCGGGGCCAUCUUUGGCAUCUAUACACUUUCCGAGCAGAUCGGCGUGUCACCAUGGCACUGGUGGGCUGAUGUCCCCGUCCAACCCCACAGCGAGAUCUACGCACUACCCACGACGACAUACCAGGGUGAGCCGAGUGUCCGAUACCGAGGGCUGUUCAUCAACGACGAGGCCCCGGCACUUACGAGCUGGGUGCACGAGAAGAUCGGGCCUAAAUACAAUUUCGACUUCUACAAGAGGGUAUUUGCGCUGCUACUCCGUCUGAAGGCAAACUUCCUAUGGCCCGCAAUGUGGUCUGGACAUCCGUUUCCGGGCAGCAGUUUCUUCGCCGACGACGCGCGAAACCAGGUGAUGGCGAAUGCCUAUGGCAUUGUCUUGUCUACUUCUCAUCAUGAGCCAAUGCAACGAUCUACCACCGAGUGGCGUGCAAGAGGGGACGCCGAAUGGGCCUGGCUACCCAGCCGCGAUAAGAUCACAAAGUUCUUCGAGGAAGGGGCGGAGAGGGCAGAGCCAUAUGAGUCUUUCAUCACCUUGGGGAUGCGGGGCGAAGGUGACGAGAAGAUGAAAGCGGAUGAUCCGAAGACAGCCCUGGCAGAGGUGCUGAAGACGCAGAGACAGAUCAUCCAGAAGACAUACGGGAGAGAAGACGGCGAGCGACAACUUAUGGCGUUAUAUAAGGAAGUACUGGAAUACUAUGAAGCGGGCCUUGCCAUCCCAGACGAUGUGACGCUGAUGUUUCCGGACGAUAAUUUUGGGAAUGUUCGGCGGCUUCCCACAGAUGCAGAGCGGAAACGAACAGGUGGACUAGGGCUAUACUAUCACCUCGAAUAUGUCGGCCGUCCACGUGGAUACAAAUGGAUCAACACGAACUCCUGUGGCAAGAUAUACCAGCAAUUGCGAAGAGCGUACGACCACGGAAUCACCAACAUCUGGGUGAUCAACGUGGGAGACAUAAAGCCGCUUGAGUUUCCGUUCACUUUUGCAAUGAGCAUGGCGUGGGAUAUCAACUGUGUCACAGCUUCACGCAUCCCUGACUUCUUCAGCCACUUCUCAGCCCAGAGCUUAGGCGCAGGAAAUGCGGGCCUGGUUGCUGAUUUGCUCCUGCAGCAUGAUCGUCUCCUCGCGAUUCGCAAACAUGAGCAUCUCGAAGCCGACACUCUUUCGGUCCUCAACUACCGCGAAGCAGAGACUGUUCUCUCACGCUGGAAAACUAUAGAAGAUGCAGUGACGCAGGCCUUUGCGCGGGUAGACUGCGACUACAAGGCUGCCUUCUUCCAGCUUGUCCUGCAUCCGAUCAAAGCGUCCCGCAUCUACACUGAACUUCGGAUCGCACAGGCGAAAAACAAACUCUAUGGGCAGCAGCGCAGGACAAGCACUAAUGCGUGGGCCAAGCGAGUGCUCCACCUCUUCGAUGAGGACUUUGGCCUCUGCCAAUUAUACCACAACAACCCCUGGAUGGGCGAUAAAUGGAAUCACAUAAUGCGGCAGCCGCACUACGGCUACUCUACGCAAACAUGGCAUGACCCUAGUCGUGACCUCAUCACUGGGCUCUGCUACAUACAGCAACAACAAGACUCCAACCCCAUUGCUGGUUGGAUGGGCGUCGCAGUUGAAGGUCAUCCAGGCAUUCGGCCGGGCCUUAUUAACGAAGAAACCGACCGCAUGCAGCCGUCGAAGAAUGAUCUUGUGCCAGGCUUGACUGUCCCGGUUCUUUCUCCCUAUUCCGCAGAAAGUCGAUACUUCGAGAUAUAUUCUCGUGGUAGCAAGGCCUUUCAAUGGACCGCGACAGGGUCGGAGCCAUGGAUCCAUCUUAGUUCGUGCGCAGGAGAUAUCUCAGUCAACACGCAGGUAGACCCAAGGAUUAAAAUCUCAAUUGAUUGGCCACAAGUUCCUGUUGGGUACGACGGAGUGGUUCAUGUCGCCAUUCGAUCUUCCGAGGGAGACUUCGAACAAGUUCACGUCCCCGUCGUCAAGCGCCCUCUCGCUUUUGAUUUUCACGGCUUCGUCGAGGCUGAUGGGUACAUAGCCAUAGAGCCGGGCGAGGUCGGAUUGACCUCUAACCAGCUGCAAUGUUACGAGCAUCAUCCGUAUCUGGGCCGGACAAUGAAUGGGGUCAUAGGGCUGCGUUCUAAAAUGACUGCUCUCUAUAUAUCCGCGGAGCACAUUCCAUUCCUGACUUACGAUAUAUACACCUUUUCUGAGCAUUCUUCCGUAAUUCUUGGACUAUACUUCACCAUGGCCCUUGAAACGAGCUCAGAGGACCCGUUGACCUACGACAUCGCGAUAGACGGCACUAUUACAGGUCCCAUUUCUCUACUGCAAGAGCCUGAGUCCCAGGGUAAAUUACCUCCUGGGUGGUCUACGGCUGUUAUGGACUGUGUUUGGAAUCGAAAACACACCAUCAAGUGUCUCUCUGCUGGUGCUCAUCGCGUCGGCAUUAGGCCUCGAAGCGAGGGGCUAUUGAUAGAGAAACUGAUCCUGGACUUGGGUGGCGUUAGGCCGAGCUAUCUAGGCCCGCCAGCCACGUCUUUGGUUUAGGCCGUGGUUCCAAUGGGUUUAAUUGUUCCAGAUUUGCUCCCACAUAUGGUCUCCAUGACUGGGUGGAUAGGAAUAACAUCUUCAGAUGGGUUGGUGAUUUCAGUUACAGUAGGUAUCCAACUGCAAUAGAGGUCGCACUGGGUAGACAUGCUUUCUACGUGUGCAAGGUGCGUCCGUGUAGGGCUAAAUACAUCCAAGUCCAAUGGUCUAGGAAGCAUACCGUCUGUAUGUUGCCAGUCGGCUGAAUUGAUGGAUGCGGUGGAAUACUUACUUAGUACACGCUAGAUUGCCUAUCAUUCCUGUGUAUUCAACCGUCCUCUUGUAGCUAGAUAAUAUUCAGAUAAUAU
Messenger RNA from Aspergillus versicolor CBS 583.65, 3257 nucleotides. RefSeq lists its product as uncharacterized. The record is from RefSeq and is a predicted model, not a curated record. Lineage: Eukaryota; Fungi; Ascomycota; Eurotiomycetes; Eurotiales; Aspergillaceae. The transcript has 6 exons. Bases 1 to 2910 code for a protein of 969 amino acids.